CGCUGAUGAUAAAUCCUCCGAUUUGGGGAUGUAUUUCCCCUAAAAUCUCAUACAAAACCAAUGUUUUUACCCCAAAUAAAUGAUGAAUGUGGACACUUCAAGCAGUGCCUCGAACCGUGUGGUUCGAGUCAACAUGAUGGAGGGGGUAGGGGCCCGUGUAGCGCGGGGACCCGACUGGAAAUGGGGGAAACAGGAUGGUGGAGAAGGCCAUGUUGGUACUGUUCGCAACUUUGAGUCUCCUGAAGAAGUGGUAGUUGUUUGGGAUAAUGGCACGGCAGCAAACUAUCGAUGUGCUGGAGCUUAUGACUUGAGGAUUCUUGACAGUGCACCUACUGGAAUAAAGCAUGAUGGAACCAUGUGUGAUACGUGUCGCCAACAGCCCAUUUUUGGCAUCCGAUGGAAAUGUGCCGAAUGUCCAAAUUAUGAUUUGUGUUCAGUGUGUUACCAUGGUGACAAGCAUAAUCUACGCCACAGAUUUUAUCGGAUAAAUACACCAGGGAGUGAAAGGGUUGCGGUCGAACCAAGGAGAAAGAGUAAAAAGAUAACAGCACGAGGGAUCUUCCCCAGUGCCCGGGUGGUCCGGGGGGUCGAUUGGCAGUGGGAAGACCAAGAUGGUGGCAAUGGCCGCAGAGGGAAGGUUACCGAGAUACAGGAUUGGAGUGCUGCCAGUCCACGGAGUGCAGCUUAUGUAUUAUGGGAUAAUGGUGCUAAAAAUCUUUAUCGGACCGGCUUUGAGGGAAUGGCCGACUUGAAGGUUGUGAAUGAUGCCAAGGGAGGAUCAUUCUACAGAGAUCACUUGCCUUUAUUGGGUGAACAGGGUCCAGGUUUGCGUUCAGGCCCUGGUGGCUUGGCGAUCGGAGAUCAAGUGAAUGUUGAUUUAGAGUUGGAGAUUGUGCAGUCGUUACAGCAUGGCCAUGGUGGAUGGACUGAUGGCAUGUUUGAGUGUUUGGGAACGACUGGUACUGUUGUGGGAAUUGAUGAAGAUCACGAUAUUGUUGUAUCAUAUCCCAGUGGAAACAGAUGGACUUUUAACCCUGCAGUAUUAACCAAAGUGAACACAAGCACUAGCAGUGGAGCCUCUGCCUCCAGCGAAACCAGUACGACCACACAGUAUGCUGUUGGGGACCUAGUACAGGUCAAUAGUGACACCGAGAGAAUCAAAGUUUUACAGAGAGGGCACGGUGAAUGGGCGGAGGCUAUGUUACCAACCCUCGGAAAAAUUGGCCGCGUCCAACAGAUUUACCAUGAUGGCGAUUUAAAAGUUGAAGUGUGUGGUACGUCAUGGACGUACAACCCAUUGGCCGUUGUCAAAGUGGCCUCAGCUGAUGGUGCCCCUAUGACGAAUCCUUCAGGCGAACGUCUGAGUGCACUCCUCAAAAAGUUGUUUGAAACGCACGUUUCUGGUGAUGUGAAUGAAGAGCUAGUCAAGGCCGCCGCAAAUGGAGACGCUGGGAAAACAGAAGAAAUACUACAGCGGCCAGAUGCUGAUAAGGUCUCAUUCCAGGUGAAUGGCGUGUUUGCGGGUCACACGGCGUUGCAGGCAGCAUCGCAGAACGGCCAUCUUGAAGUCAUCAAGGUUUUGAUGAAAUAUGAUGUUGACAUGGAAAUGGAGGACAAAGAUGGUGAUAGGGCCGUACACCAUGCAGCUUUUGGCGAUGAGGCUGGCGUCAUUGACCUGCUGCACAGGGGAGGCUGCGACGUCAACGCUCGCAACAAACGCCGACAAACACCACUGCAUAUCGGUGUGAAUAAAGGCCAUGUGAGUGUGGUGAAGACGCUGUUGGAGAGGGGUGGACAUCCAAGUUUACAGGAUUCUGAAGGUGACACGCCCCUCCAUGAUGCGAUCAGCAAGAAGAGAGAUGACAUGUUGGCGUUGAUGCUCGAACACGGUGCUGACAUCACCAUCACCAACAACAAUGGUUUCAAUGCUCUGCACCAUGCGGCACUCCGUGGAAAUCCCAGUGCCAUGCGCAUCCUACUCUCCAAACUACCAAGGCCCUGGAUAGUGGAUGAGAAGAAAGACGAUGGCUACACUGCACUACACCUCGCUGCUCUCAACAACCAUAUCGAGGUAGCCGAACUCUUGGUGCAUCAUGGGAAGGCAAACCUCGACAUACAGAAUGUCAAUCUCCAGACGGCGCUUCAUCUGGCGGUGGAACGUCAACACACUCAGAUCGUCAGGCUGUUGGUUCGAGAGAACUGUAACUUGAAUAUUCCCGACAAGGAUGGUGAUACUCCACUCCACGAGGCCCUACGGCAUCACACGCUCUCUCAGCUACGCCAGUUGCAGGAUAUGCAGGAUGUUGGCAAGUUACUGAUGGGUCUGGGAACGCCAGGGGCAGACAAGAAGUCGAGCGCAUCCAUUGCUUGCUUCCUAGCCGCCAACGGAGCUGAUCUGAACAUCAAAAACAAGAAAGGUCAAACUCCACUUGACCUCUGCCCUGAUCCGAAUCUCUGCAAAGCUCUGGCGAAAUGUCAUAAGGAGAGAAAUACGAACGUUGUUCAGUCGAACACCGUGAAUAUCCGCAAUGACCAAGACUCAUUAGAGGAGUGCAUGGUUUGUUCCGACUUGAGGAGGGACACCUUGUUCGGCCCGUGUGGCCACAUCAGCACCUGCUCCCUGUGUAGUCCUCGCGUCAAGAAAUGUCUCAUGUGUAAGGAGCCGGUCCAGUCAAGAACUAAGAUUGAAGAAUGUGUUGUUUGCUCUGAUAAGAAGGCCUCCAUGCUGUUCAAGAACUGUGGGCACAUGUGUGCAUGCGAUGGUUGUGCUGCACUGAUGAAGAAGUGUGUGCAGUGUCGGUCUUCCAUCGAUAAGAUGGUACCGUUCAUCGUGUGCUGCGGAGGGACGGCUCCCUUGCCACCUGCGCAGGCAGGGGUCAUGAACAAUGGAAGCCGAGAUAACACUGCCAGAGACAUACAAAAGCUACAGCAACAACUACAGGAUAUCAAGGACCAGACGUGUUGUCCUGUCUGCAUGGAUCGUUUAAAGAACAUGAUCUUCCUGUGCGGCCACGGAACGUGCCAAAUGUGCGGGGAUCGUAUGACGGAAUGCCCCAUAUGCCGCAAGUCGGUCGAGAAACGGAUCCUGCUUUACUGAAUAGAAUGACAACGAGAGAUAUACAUUUUACUUUGAUAGACAUUAGCCCUUGGACUGCAAGUGCAAGGCUUUAUAGGGUAUCAUGGAGUUGAGAUGUCUUACCAGUACUGAUAAAAAGCUUGGUCUUGGAAAUGAGUGCCAGAUGUUUUUUGGUUUCUACAGCUGUAAAGGACUGAAUUCAAUAAUAACAAAGAGAGUUGACAUCAAAUAUCAUUAGAUCUGAGCUGCAUGUCGUCGAUCUGUACAUGGUGAAAUUCCAAGAAUUUUGGAAUUUCUUCAACCACCAUGAUUUCAUUGGAAAACUUCAUCUCGGUUGUUUCAAAAUGGGUUCCUUUUGUUCAGACGGCUUAAGUUUCCAAUUUUGCAGAGAUUGCCAGAUGGAUGCGAAAUGAUGAUGUUGCUUGUGCAUGCAUUGAGAUCAAGAAAAAAAAGACUGGUCUUUAUUUAUUCUUGAUGAGUGUUGGGUCCAGAGCACAAGAAGAAGGGAGGGGGCAACUUUAGACCAGUAGUCAUCCCACUUUCAUUAGGAUAUGGCGUAUGGGGGUAGCCAGGAUCAGAAAUUUGAUGUAGAGUUGUAAAAAUAACAACUCCAUUCAGCUCACAUCAUAAAGCAUUAUUCAAUAGGUUCUCGAACCAUUUUUAGGCCUUUGUUGUUAUGAUCAUGAAUAAUACCAUUAGACAUUGUAUUGGUGUUUGUGGGGUUUGUUUACAUUUCUAUUUGGCUGAAGUUAUAUGUAGUAAUGUAGAGACGAAAUGACGUGAAUAGGGUAUCUUCGUCCUGAUAGGUGGCACUGCUUUUCACUAGGGUAUGCGUCAAAAUGAUGUCGACCUCGAACAAAAUAUACGUCGUGUCUCUGUCAAAACAAUCCAAUAACCUAGUGACAGGCAGCGCCACGUUUAAGUGGUAAGAUAUCAAGAUUUAGUUCCAUAUUAUCAUUCAAAGAUUCUGUUUAACAAAUGUGACCCAUCACAGCAAAACCAGGCGCAUGUCACUCUGAGCUUGGCAGGUUGAGACGGACUGUCUGUUCAUUUCUCUAUUGUUUGCCUUUUGUGAAAUAUGAGCACAUCAAUUACUUCCAUUAUCUCCUGGUGUCAUUUAGGCUCAUCUUCUGUGCGACAAGCGCCUGGUUUUGCUGUGACGGGUCACAAAUGGGCUACACCGCUCUCCACAGCUUGAUCUUCAAGUCACUGCAUCAUCGAAUUAUGUGUUAUAUAAUGUGUCUUGUGUAACUCACAACUCACUUGUAAAGUUCUGUCGGUGAUAUCACUCACUAUCUGUAACAACUUGAAUUGUAUACUUUGACAAUUAAAUAUUUCACAGUUUUACAGUGUGUAGAUCAAUUUUGGUAAUCGGAACAUGUAAAUUGAUUUAUAUGUACAUGUAUUAAUAAAAUGAACAUCAGCAGUCCAUAAUGUCAUCUAUGAUGUUGGAGGCCUGACUGACACCUUGUGGUGCAUCUGUCCCGGGUUUAUCAGCUGAUGACAUCACUCUUCUGUGGUUUUCAUUGUAGAAACUGUGUGCCAUUUCAUCAUGCAUUUAAUCAUGUUGCCUGCGUGAUUUGUAGCAUAGCUUCAUAGAAAUUUGAGGUGCAGAAUUUCAGCCCUUUUCCUUAUUCACCACAUGUGGUAUUGUACACCCCAUCCUCAAAGGACUGAUUUGGGUAGAAUAUAUUGUGUUGACAAGUUUAAACAGAAGAUCUCUCUGUGAAACACAAACUGUGUUAGGCUAUGUUAUGUGUUUUUGUGUCAAACAACAGGAGUUCUGCUGGGUCAAAUAAGUCUUUUGUUAAAUGAGAAGGUAUCAUUUUCACCACCCGCAACAAUUUACUCCAGAGAACUGAGACAAAAAGUACUUUAAAUUCACCCCAGUUCAGAACCUGUGACAUGAUGGGGGUCUACAAUAACUUGCCUCAACUCAUCCGUUAUGUUUUGGUUGUAAUAAAUAUUGUGAAGGUUUAUCGUGCAUGGAUCGAAGCUUUUGUACAUAUACUAUUUAUGCGCCAUUCAUGCUCUUUACGCGACAAUAAACCCAACAUCAUUUAAGCUUAAA
Molecule: messenger RNA, 5147 nt
Organism: Lineus longissimus
Lineage: Eukaryota; Metazoa; Nemertea; Pilidiophora; Heteronemertea; Lineidae
Product: E3 ubiquitin-protein ligase MIB1-like
Exons: 19
Coding region: 80-3097 (1005 amino acids)
Biological process (GO): Notch signaling pathway; protein ubiquitination; endocytosis
Cellular component (GO): cytoplasm
Molecular function (GO): zinc ion binding; protein binding; ubiquitin-protein transferase activity
Source: RefSeq, a predicted model, not a curated record